Struthio camelus australis is the source of this 5351-nucleotide messenger RNA. RefSeq names its product solute carrier family 13 member 1 (gene SLC13A1). Gene Ontology annotation, biological process: transmembrane transport. The record is from RefSeq and is a predicted model, not a curated record. Gene Ontology annotation, cellular component: membrane. NCBI's taxonomy places the organism in Eukaryota, Metazoa, Chordata, Aves, Struthioniformes, Struthionidae. Gene Ontology annotation, molecular function: sodium:sulfate symporter activity.
GGAGCCUAUGCAGCAUGAAUAAUGAACAUAAUCGAUGAUCUGUAUGCUAUCUUGUAUCAUUAGACAAGAGGAUUCUGCUUCAGAAAGAUGGAAGACGGAAACUUCAACUACCAGCCAUCAGCGAUGAAGAUUUUUAGUUAUCUCCUGGUCUAUCGAAGGUUCUUGCUCAUUGUCCUCACCCCCCUGCUUUUACUUCCACUACCACUUAUCAUCAGAACCAAAGAAGCAGAAUGUGCAUACACACUGUUUGUAGUUGCCAUCUUUUGGCUCACAGAAGCUUUACCACUGGCUGUUUCAGCUUUGCUACCCGCCUUUAUGUUCCCUUUGUUUGGUAUAAUGGCAUCCAAGCAGGUUGCAUCUGCUUACUUUAAAGACUUCCAUUUGCUGUUAAUUGGAGUGAUUUGUUUGGCAACAUCAAUAGAAAAAUGGAAUUUCCAUAAAAGAGUGGCUUUAAGAAUGGUGAUGCUGGUGGGCGUGAACCCUGCGUGGCUUACUCUGGGUUUCAUGGUUAGCUGUAGCUUUUUGUCUAUGUGGCUCAGCAACACCUCUGCUGCUGCUAUGGUGAUGCCAAUUGUAGAGGCUGUAGCUCAGCAGAUCAUCAAGGCUGAAGCAGAAGUAGAUGCGCUGGAGAUGUCUCAGUCUAAUGGCUCCACCAACCUGGCACUGGAGCUCGAUGAAAACAUUAUGGAAUGUGAAACCAGUGACUGGAAAGAGAAGACAAAAGAAGCUAAUAGAUAUGGCAAUGGCAUGAGUAAUACUGUGUGCAUAAUUGAAAAUGAAAAGGAAAAUGAAAAAGAAAAGGAAAAGGUACUUCAGAACGUACCACCUGCUGAAACGGGGAAAAAAAGCAGAGAGGACAAAUACAAUGGGGUUUUCAAAGUGAUGUGCCUAUGUAUUGCUUAUUCUGCUACCAUUGGAGGAUUGACCACAAUCACAGGAACAUCGACUAAUUUGAUUUUUGCUGAGCACUUCAAUACACGUUACCCAGAUUGCCAAUGCAUCAAUUUUGGAUCCUGGUUUAUCCUUUCCAUCCCCAUCACAGUUAUUAUUCUGCUGCUCUCCUGGGUCUGGCUCCAGUGGCUUUUCCUUGGCUUUGAUUUUAAAAGUAUGUUCAAGUGUGGUAAGGAAAAAACAGCAAGAGAAAAGGCCUCAGCCCAGGUGAUUCAGGAGGAGUACAAGAAACUCGGACCCAUAAGCUAUCCAGAAAUUGUUACACUUGUCCUGUUCAUUCUAAUGACCCUAUUGUGGUUUACCAGAGAUCCUGGCUUCAUCCCUGGAUGGUCUUCAUUUUUCCCAAAGUAUAAAGGCUUUGCUACAGAUUCAACAACUGCCUUAGUGAUUGGCCUCCUCUUCUUUAUUAUUCCAGCAAAAACAUUGUCUAGGACUUCAAAUGGAGAAAACACUGUUUUUGAUUACACUCCACUGAUUACUUGGAAGGAAUUUCAGUCAUGCAUGCCCUGGGAAAUAGCUAUUCUUGUUGGCGGUGGGUUUGCACUGGCAGACGGCUGUGAGGUUUCAAAGCUGUCUGCCUGGGUAGGAAAUAAAUUAACCCCUCUAGGAUCAUUACCCCUGUGGCUGAUUAUCCUGGUGUCAUGCCUUAUUGUCACUUCAGUAACAGAAGUGGCUAGCAAUCCAGCUACUAUUACAAUAUUUUUGCCUAUACUAUCUCCUUUGGCUGAAGCCAUUCACGUGAACCCACUUUUUAUUCUGAUACCUACCACCCUCAAUGCCAUCGUAUUUUCAUAUGGUCAUUUAACUGUCAUGGACAUGGUGAAAGCUGGUUUGGGCAUUAACAUCAUCGGAGUUGCUGUAGUUAUGCUUGGAAUUAUGACGUGGACAGUGCCUAUAUUUGAUCUCUAUACUUAUCCAAGUUGGGCACCAAUCAUUUCUUCGACAAAUAACACCGGGCUUUAAGAAAAAAAGAUAAAAAAAUCAAGAGUUGAUUUAGAUUGGAUUUUAUUCUUUUAUUUUCCACUGUCAUGUGGUGAGUUAUUUAAAAUGAUGUUUAUCACCCUGAAAAUAGGUAUUCACAUCACUGUAUAUGCCAUAUUUCACAGUCCCAGAGACUGAUGAUCUGGUCUGAGGAUCUAAUCAGGAAGAACGCUAGACUUUCCAAGUAUCAUCAAGUUAGAGCAUGUUUCUAAUCUAGUUCGGCUAGUCUGAAUUUUUGUAUCUUCAUGUUAUGAAGGAACAUCUGUGAAUAGCCAUGUAAUCUGUGUAUUGCCAUUAUCUCUGGCAGUUUGCCCUGUUCUUAGGGUAGUGGAAUCAUGAUGUUUAGUUUCUAUUAUUUCAAAUAACUAUUGUUAUUAUUAUCUAUAAUGACAUUUGGGUUUUCUCUAAGAACAUAUUGGUUUUCUAUUUUAUAGAUUCAAAUGCUGUUUGAAAUGAUGUUGGUCACAAACAAAAGAUCAGGUUGGGGAUUGUCUUGAACAUACAGUUUACAGACCUGUCAAAAAUGUGCAAAAAGCUGAGGAGAGCAGCAUGGCCACUUACGCAGCACUUUAUCUGUUAAGCAUCUUGUAAUCUGGAAGGAGAAUUGUAAUUCUACUCAAAUAUUUCUUUAAAGGCUACCUCCUUACAGGACCUCACUGAAUGAAACUUCUCUGGCAAAACUAGAGACAUAUCCUCGUGAUGAAUUAAAGCACCAGAUAAAGUGCUGAAGAUUUAACGCUUAAUCUAUCAAUCAAGAUUGUAGUGCUUCUUCACAGGAAGUGCAUGCUCUCUACAGGGCAGGUGACAGUUUAAGGUUUCUAGGCCCUACUAAUGUUAGAAACACGAAAAGUGCAAUGUAGUCAGAAAGGACGUUUGCAGUUCAAAGAUAUCUUUAAAUAGAGAUGUUUUAUGUUGCUAUUACAUGUUUUCAUAGUAAGAACUACAACGUUCUUCUUUCAAUAUAUUGGGGAAACCUGUGGCAAUUUGUAAAGAAAGUUCAGUUGUUAAUCUGAAUCGAAGCUGUAGGUGUUUAGCCAGGAUCACCCUAUAGGGUACCUUUAUGGCAGAUGUAAACAUUAAUCUGUCUUUUACAGAUAGACAGUACACAUUUUUUUCCUACUCCAGAACAAUCUUUUGUUCUUGGAUUAGAUGGUUUAUAUUUAUUUCUGAUGGUGCUUAUUUAGAGUUGAUACAUCAGCCACGAUUUCUGUAAUGCCAGAAUACAGUGUGUAGGAUUUUUAUAGUAUGUAGUUUACUAGUAGCUUAAUAGCUAGGUCUUAAAUUAUAUUGUACUGUGUCUCCCCAGAAGAAUGUAUAGCACAGAAACAGGGAAUCCGUGGUCUAUGCAAUGCUUUGACCUUGCAGGCACAGAGCGGGAGCCAGCUGAUAGAGAGCUCUUACUUUAAGGAUCCUAGGUAUCGCCUGUCUGAUCGUGUUGGUAAUUUCAAGAUUAUUCAAGCAUGAUGGAAACAACUGAAGCUCAGUGUGUGCUGCAUAACUCUCAGCUGUUUGUUCUUUUCUUUUCUUUUUUUUUUUGACUUAUUCAUAGAAUCAUUGACAAUAUAGUAAGAAAGACCAUUGUGUCCGAACUCUUUCUUAUAUAAUGCACAUCACAGAAUUUCCCUAAACUAAGUCUUUUUUUUUUUAGCAUCUGACAGAAUAAUUCAGAUGCUAACGAUUCAGCUGAAGUCGUUUGUUGUGCCAUAUGUUUUUAUAGCAGUUAUCAAAAUGAAAUGUAGACUUAUAAAUAAAUUGACUUCUGUGACUAGCAUCUUAAUUGUUGUAAUAUGAUAAAUUAGUGACAGAAUGAAAUGAGCAAGCAUGAGGUUCUUGACAGAUUAUAUCCUAUAUGUAAACUGGUUGUGAGUGAAUGACAUAGUAGUAGUGGGAAGGUGGUGUUUCACCAGGGCUUAUAUUUUUCUUAUUUUGCUUAAAGUUUCAGGAAGAGUCAGGCAUAAUCUUUGAACUGAAGCUGACAUUACUACUAAUUAAUUUUUAAGGCUUUUAAGAACACUUUUAGUUGAAAUAAAGAACUCUGCUGUGCAGAGGUAAAUAUUGACUGGAAUUCACCCAAGACGGUUAAAAUGGGGGAAAAAGAGAAGCUCAAAAUCCUUGGCUGCCUAGGUACCCAUUGGGUGGAUUUGAUUCUGUGUGCACAGGGCACCGUGUUCAUUGCAAGCAGAAAAUGUGCUCUUCUUAUGUCACUAUUAUAUUCAUUGCUUUGUCCAGAGUUCAUGAAUAUUGUGGCAAAUGGUAGAAAUGCAUCUGUAAUUAUUUUAUGAGCUGAUUAUUAAUAUAUGAUGAGUACAUUAUCUAUUUGUAAGUUGCUUUGUGCAUUAUGUUCAUAUAAAAGGUAUAUAUUUUUUCUUUUUCUCAGAUAAGCUUAAUUAAACUAGCAUAUUAGCACGUAAAUAAUAUUUAUGACACACUAUUUAUUUACUGUCCCAUUCCCGAUGAGUUAAAUGAAGGUUUUACCACGUAUUUCUGCAGGGGAGAUGUAUGAGGUCUUUGUUAUCCUUUUUAAAGGCUAUGCUACAUUUAGUAUAUUUUACUUUGUUUUUGGAAGACAUGCUUUCAGAUUACCAGAAGCUAAGAACAAAACUGUACAAAAGAAGUAUAUCCUGGAAAAAGGUUCUGCGCUAUUCUUUUACUAUGCAGAUCAGUCAGAUCAAUCUCACAGUGUAAAUUCCUUUAUAUACUUUUAAAAUAAAGUAUCUGUGUUUGUUUACUUCAUGGGUCUUGCUAGUUUAAGGACAACCAGGCCUAUAGCCUGAGGACUGGCUAAGGAACUUUCAGUGCAGUAGUUAAAGGGUAGAGAGAAGAAAAAUGCCUUAUACCCUCAUCGUUCUAGUUUUUUGAUUAGGCUUAGAUACCAAGCCAGUUCUCAUAUUAAUUACAACAAUUUAAAAAUUGUUGCGUCGUAUGUGUUGUUGCUGAAAACCCCUGAAAGCUUUUACUGCUGUUACCAGUCCCUUCCUGCACCUUUCUCCUUGUCCUCCUUGGCAGCCAGUGCCAGGGUGCCAACUGCCCAGAUGGUGACACCCUGCACCCCAGAGCUCCUCGGUGCUUAGGAGAUUCUCCAGCGGUCAGAUCUGCACAGAUUUCAGAUUGCAUUGCAGCUAUUAAUCAAUUAUUCUUACAUGAUCUGGUGCAGCAUUAAGAAUUCCCAGAUUACUACGACUCAGGAUCAUCAAAAAUAUCAGUGAUUAAUGCUCUGAGAAAUUAUCAGCCUAGUCCUUUGCGUGUGCAAAAUUGACUUAGUGAUUUAUGUUUUAUAAUGCCUAUAUACUGAAAUCGUUGUGGAUGCCAUUCAUUGGUACUUUUGCCCAGUGUUCUUGGAAGCUCUUGUAUGUUACUUUACCUGUGUGAUGUUUAGUUCUGGUAUGACUUUUUUUUACAAUACUAAUUUCCCACAUGCU